AAAAGUGGUGAGACGGGACCCUGCUGUUCGCACCGCCGUUGCUUCGCGCGCUUUCUCCCGCAGAGAUGAGGCGGAAGGAGAAGAGGCUGUUGCAGUUCGCCGGGCUGCUCAUAGCGGCUCUGUUAUUCCUCCCUAACGUCGGGUUGUGGUCUUUGUACAGGGACCGAGUGUUUGACAACUCUCUCUACACAGUGGAUGCACCGAUACAGUGGUUGAACCAGCUGCGUAAGGUCACUCAGGUGGGACUUGACGGUGUGCGGCGGAUCGACUGGCACGACUACGAGGCAAUAAGGAGAGAUGCUGCACGCAUGGGUAAUGGUGAGCAGGGGAAGCCGUUCCCGCUGACAGAAAAUGACCGAGUCGACCAAGCCUACAGGGAAAACGGCUUCAACAUUUAUGUCAGCGACCGAAUCUCUCUCAACCGCUCUCUCCCUGACAUCCGCCAUGAAAACUGUAGACAGAAGCUGUAUGCAGAAAAGCUUCCCAACACCAGUAUCAUCAUCCCUUUCCACAAUGAGGGCUGGUCAUCUCUGCUAAGGACUGUUCACAGUGUGCUCAACCGCUCUCCUCCACAGCUCAUCACAGAGGUCAUACUGGUGGAUGACUUCAGUGACAAAGAGCACCUAAAGGUGGCACUGGAGGAGUACAUGAAAAGGAUGCCUAAGGUUCGCAUCUUGAGGACGAAGAAGAGGGAGGGGCUGAUCAGAACUCGUCUUCUUGGAGCCGCUGCUGCCAAGGGGGAAGUCAUCACCUUCCUGGACUCACACUGCGAAGCUAAUGUCAACUGGCUGCCUCCACUGCUGGACCGAAUUGCCCAGAACAGGAAGUCUAUUGUAUGUCCAAUGAUCGACGUCAUCGACCACGACAACUUUGGCUAUGAUACGCAGGCAGGGGACGCCAUGCGAGGGGCUUUUGACUGGGAAAUGUACUACAAACGGAUUCCCAUCCCUCCAGAAAUGCAGAGGGAUGACCCCAGUGAACCCUUUGAGUCACCAGUGAUGGCAGGCGGACUGUUUGCUGUGGAUAGAAAAUGGUUCUGGGAGCUGGGAGGAUACGACACUGGUCUGGAGAUCUGGGGAGGAGAGCAGUACGAGAUCUCCUUCAAGCUGUGGAUGUGUGGUGGUCGGAUGGAGGACAUCCCUUGCUCCAGGGUAGGACACAUCUAUAGGAAGUAUGUCCCCUACAAAGUCCCUGGUGGGAUCAGCUUGGCAAAGAAUCUAAAACGUGUAGCAGAAGUUUGGAUGGACGAAUACGCAGAGUAUGUGUACCAGCGUCGACCUGAGUAUCGGCACCUGUCUGCAGGUGACAUGACAGCACAGAAAGAGCUGAGAACCCGAUUAAGCUGUAAAAGCUUUAAGUGGUUUAUGAAUGAAGUGGCCUGGGAUCUUCCCAAACACUAUCCACCAGUAGAACCUCCUGCUGCUGCUUGGGGAGAGAUACAGAAUGUGGGCAGUGGAAUGUGUAUGGAGGUCAAACACUUUGUGUCAGGGAGCCCCAUCCGCUUGGAGAACUGUGUGAAAGGCCGUGGUGAGGUGGGGUGGAGUCACGGACAGGUGUUAACAUUUGGCUGGAGGGAGGAUAUCCGGGUGGGUGACCCCAUGCAUACAAGGAAGCUGUGCUUUGAUGCCGUCUCCCACAGCAGCCCAGUCACCCUGUAUGACUGUCACGGCAUGAAGGGAAACCAGCUGUGGCGCUACAGAAAGGAUAAGAGUCUGUAUCAUCCCGUCAGUAACAGCUGUAUUGAUAGCAGUCCGAGUGAGCGGCGAGUCUUCAUGAACACGUGUGACCCUGCCUCUCUCAGCCAGCUGUGGUUGUUUGAAAGAACCAACGCGACUGUGCUGGAGCACUUCAACCAGGGCACCAACUGAGCUUACUGAACAGUGAGAUGACACGUCUUCCAAAAAGAACAAUCAUGACUCAAUGGUCAUCUUUGUUCAAGUACGAAUGAAAGCUACAAGUGAAUAAGAUGCAGCUUUCCAGACAUACCCUGUGAUACAGUGAUCUAGUGCAGUCCCCGAGAGCUGAAGAGCUGGUGGGACCACAAGCAGUGACAUCCAGAAUCCAAUCAUGAAGCGCAAGCUUGUCGUGGGAAAGGAGAUAAAAGAAGGACAUGCUUGCCUGAGCACCAGCACCCGAAACACUCAGACGGGAGAAUAAUGGUGAGACCUGACUGCCUUGUGGAAACCCCGAAAAUGUGGAGCUUUUAAAGAUGGAAGACUCUGACCUCAAGAAUGUAUAAGAGGGAAAAACUUGCAAGGAAACAACUUCAUUUGACUGCAGUAAAAAUACUGAUACUACUGCCGAUACUGCUGGAUUUAAUGGAUGAGCUAUCCAGUUUUUAUUUCAUUUAUUUAUAUAUUUUUGUCAAUGCCAUCUUUUUACUCACAGCGCCAAGUUCUUUAAAGGCACAACUUGAGAAAAUGAGGAGGGACAAAAUCCUGCACAGUGUGUAGAUUUACUAAAAAUAUACGUUUUUCAAAGGCACAAAGACUUUUAAAGUGAACUUUUUUGUAUAAUGUUAUAAACCAACUAAAUAUUACGUGAACAUCAUUUCAAAAUGUAUUUUGUGUUGUCUGGUAAAUUACAGGUAAAUACUUAUUUUUUAAAAUUAUAUUUUCAUUAAAUGUUCUGCUAUGCUAAACUACUACUGAGGCAAAGUUAAGAAGUGUACUGAUUAACAGUUGUAAACCAACAGAUAUUUAUGCCAUUUACAGAAAACAUAAGUGAAGUUGCACAUUGCUUGUUUGCAUGUGUUAGCAAUUCUCUAACAACUUAAGGAAUUCUCAGGGUACAGCCCUGUCUCCCAAAAGUUUCAUUAUCAUUUUAUUGUUGAUUUCUAAACAAAAUGCAAGAAACCUGUGUGCACUCUUUUAAUUCAAUUCAAUUUUAUUUAUAUAGCGCCAAAUAACAACAACAGUCGCCUCAAGGCCCUUUAUAUUGUAAGGUAGACCCUACAAUAAUACAUACAGAGAAAAACCCAACAAUCAAAUGACCCCCUAUGAGCAAUCACUUUGGCGACAGUGGGAAGGAAAAACUCCCUUUUAACAGGAAGAAUCCUCCGGUAGAACCAGGCUCAGGGAGGGGCGGCCAUUUUUUCAUAAACACAUCUACAAAUCAUUCUGUCAGAGAGGUCCAGAAUUGGCAGCGCAGUGGUUUACAGCAUAAGAUUCUGGGUUUGUGCCUCUCUGCGUGGAGUUUGCAUGAUGUCCACGUUCUUGCACAGAUUUUUUUCCAGGAGCUCAAAUCUCUUCAGAUCUCUUCAAAUCAAAAAAUAUGUUAUUUUUAGUUGAUAGUAAUAACUAUCUUCAUCUAGGAAACUCUUGCAAACUGGAUUCAAAAUCUCAGGAUUUCAGGACUCUGGUGCACAGCCUGAGAUCCUCAUGCAAGGACCUGCUGACUGUUUUCACCUCAUGCUUAGAGACUAAAAGGGACUCUGCAGUUGUGGAAUGACCAGCCGAACUGAAGCAUGCUACAUAGUUAGCUUUAAGAAAUAUUGUUAAUUAUUUUUUAAAAUAUUUUUUCUUAAGUACACAGUAUUUUAUUACUGACUUUGCACUUGUGUAUCGCAUGAUUCUACUGUAAGUUUUAUUACCCUCUGCUCUUUUUAUAGUUUAUCAUCCGUGUUUUUAUUGUGUAUAAAGCUGUGAAAUGGUUUUAAUACGUGCUAUACA
This is a messenger RNA of Pelmatolapia mariae (spotted tilapia), 3671 nucleotides long. Its product is annotated as polypeptide N-acetylgalactosaminyltransferase 10-like. Gene Ontology annotation, cellular component: Golgi apparatus. The transcript has 14 exons. Gene Ontology annotation, molecular function: polypeptide N-acetylgalactosaminyltransferase activity. Gene Ontology annotation, biological process: protein O-linked glycosylation. The record is from RefSeq and is a predicted model, not a curated record. Lineage: Eukaryota; Metazoa; Chordata; Actinopteri; Cichliformes; Cichlidae. The coding region runs from base 66 to 1868 and encodes 600 amino acids.